AUGAACGCUCCCUCCGCAGCGACUCCGGCGCACAUAAAACCCCGGGCCUAUAAAAGAUUCCUCACUUCAGCUUUCCAUACCAGAUUCGUCCAUGCCGCACUGCUGUCCUUGUUCAUAUGUUGGGACCAGGCGGUCCUACUAGCACCAAACUAUGACAUUUUCUGGUCCUGGUUUCCACUUGGGCCUGCUGGGUUGCGGGCCCUACUCUACUUCUUCGCCAUCAUCUUCAUCUUUAUCCUCCAGGUCGCGACGGUGACGGUAGGCAAGCCGACUCCGACAUCUCCAUUCCAGCAAGUCCGCCAAAGCCUGUUCAGUGCCUCGACUUUCAAGACAUGCUUUUGGUACAUUGCUUCGGCGUGGUGGUUUACCGAAGUGUACAUAUGGUCUAGCUCAAACAUGACUUGGGUCACAAGGGGCGACAUGACUAUGCUUGACAGGUUGAAUGAGCGACCCAUCUGGUUCCGUGCAUACUUCACUAUGCUGGGUAUCGUGCAAGCGAUUAAGCAUGUCUACUUUGCGCAGUCCACCCUCCAGCUCCCCAUAUCCGAAGCACCAACGCCUCAGGCAAAAGAUCAGCGCACUCAUCCGAUCUCCGAUACUUGGGUUUUCCUUCGCUCGCAAUCGUAUGGUGUAGCCCUUCGUUGUAUGAUCUCAUCUGUUGCAGUUGCUUGUGGAGGGCCUUUCGUCUAUACGCUACUUUUACGCCAACCAUUGUGGCAGGCACACUUAGCCAUUGCUAAGCUCUUCUUCAAUAUUUCGAGAAGUGGCAGCCGAGCCACUGGCAUCCCUCCCAUCUUCGGUACAAUGCACACCACUAUCUAUGCUGGGUUUUGGCUCAGUAUGGCUUGGGAGUUGUCUGCAUUGUCCCUGGUAGCCUACUUCAAGAAACCACCAGUCAAGAAUGACAUUCCUUGGACCUCAUCUGGCAAAGAUCCUAAUGGGUCGCUGCUCAACGGAAUGAAACUGAAGCGUGGCAUUCUGAAGACUUUCGCUUUCUGGGAAUUGGUGGUCAUUGCACAGAACCAUCCAGAGAGACGAAAGGCCAUCUUUUCUGAUAUCGACAGACCGACCGGCCCCGUCUGGUCACAAAUGCUGGCUGAGGGCCUCAAGGUAAUCAAGCAGAUUGACGAAAGAAUACAGCCGCCACCAGCAGCGAAUCCCGCAAAUACAGAACAAAAUCUGGCUACUCUACCAAAGAUAUUGAAAGCGCCCAGAGAAACAACUAGGAUUCAAGAGGAGAGGAAUAUUCUGUCACAAAAGGAGAAAAAGGACGCUCGAGCUCGUCAGAGACUUCUUGAGAUCGCCGAUGACAAAAUCAAACAGCUCGGAUCUCAUUCCGAGCCACUUCGACUACCCAAUGUCCCAGAUACCGCCAACUUUGUGGGAAAUGCCAAAGGCUACUUCGGGUGGUUUUUUGGCUCGUCCAACACGUCGAGAAUUAACGCAACCGUCCUUGGAACUCCAAAUAGCGACUCUGCUACCAUCGUGGACGCUAUUGAAGGCAUUACGAGAAUGCUUUCUGCUAGUUUGCAAGAUGAUGCAUACGGCAAAGCCAUGGCGGGCGUUCCUGAGACAGUCAAGCAGUUCACCAAGACCAUUGUUCUCAUUGAAGGCUUUCUGCAGCAAACGCCUCCUGAUGGCAACAUCAGUGAUGUCGAGCUCAUCUUGAGAAGACUGAAGAGCGGGCUGUCCGAGCUGUUGUCUGCAUUCCAGAUGUUCCUGGCCGACACUGGGCUUGGCAUAGCCGACCUAAACGCAGCCAGAAAAGCCAGUGGUCAAUUGGAGGCAGAGAAGGAGGAGCAGAAAAGAUUACGAACGGAGGCGCCACGAAGAGAGCCUAUCGAGUUUGAUGACGCUCCAGAACGUGAGGCCCAGCCCGUCGAGAGCUGGAGAGAAUGGAACAAGCCGAAGUCGACCACGAAGCUGUUUCCUAAUUACGAUCCCCAACCACGAACGAGACGGCAGAUAUCUGGGGGUAGAGCUGUGAACGGGCAUGCUAAUGGCACACUAAGAAGCAGAGAGAUGGAGCAAGUCCGGUAG
Messenger RNA from Cyphellophora europaea CBS 101466, 2040 nucleotides. RefSeq lists its product as uncharacterized. Gene Ontology annotation, cellular component: nuclear pore transmembrane ring; spindle pole body. NCBI's taxonomy places the organism in Eukaryota, Fungi, Ascomycota, Eurotiomycetes, Chaetothyriales, Cyphellophoraceae. Gene Ontology annotation, molecular function: spindle pole body-nuclear membrane anchor activity. The coding region runs from base 1 to 2040 and encodes 679 amino acids. The transcript is spliced from 2 exons. The record is from RefSeq and is a predicted model, not a curated record. Gene Ontology annotation, biological process: nuclear pore organization; spindle pole body localization.